UUUUCCAGACUUUGGGUUGUGAGGAAUCUCUUGCUUGCUAACAUAACUCAGUUCACGGUGUGCACUGGUGUGUUAUUGACCAAGUCAGAGUCUACAGUUUAUUAACUAACAGCUUUACUGUGAUAAUAACGUGUUUUUCAAGAUAAUAACAUAAACAAAAAUGUGCAUUUCUGUGUUAAGUAUUUUACGAGCAACUUGCGUGCUAAUAUUCUUCGUAUCAAUUUAUACUGAUAAUUGCGAAUCAGCUCGUGUUUUGGGGCUUUUUCCAACUCUCUCCAAAUCUCAUUUGAUCGUACAAAUGGAAGUUAUCAAAACGCUUAUGGACAGAGGACACAAUGUCACAGUUGUUACGACUCUUCCAGUUGCCAAGGAAAACCGCAACUUUCACCAUAUAAAGUUACCUGAGAGAUCCUAUCCUGAACAGAUAUUUUCCAAUGCGAUCGAGGAGCGAAGAGGAUUAAUAGAAGAAAUAAAAAACAUCUCAGUCAUCUUGGACAUGAUGUUGAAUGUUUCAGAAGCUUCUUUAGUAGAUCUGAUUAAAUCAGGUUUUUUGAAUGAGGAACCCUUUGAUCUGGUGGUGCUUGGAUACUUUUUAAAUGAUUUCUUCAUGGGUAUUCCAGCGCAUUUUAAGAGUCCUUUCGUGAUCAUCGAUACUCAUAAGCCGAUGCUUUGGACGAAUGGAAUGAUUGGAAAUCCAAGUGAAAUAUUCUAUGUACCCGGUGCGUUUUUAGAGGAGACUCAGCCUUUAUCAUUCCUUGGAAGAGUUCGAAAUACAUUAUUCUACGUCUUGGAAAUUGCGCAAACCAAAUUCUUCGGCAGAAGUAUGAAUAAAAUCUAUGAAAAACAUUUUCCCGGAGACAAGUACCCAUCGUUGAUCGAUAUGUCCAAAAACGUUUCUUUGAUACUUCAAACCAGUCAUUUUAGUGAGGGUAUUAUUCGUCCAGAAGUUCCAGCUCUGAUACAGAUCGGUGGAAUUCAAGCCAAACCAAAACCAGAUCCUCUCCCGAAAGACUUAUCGUCAAUUCUUGAUGAAGCAACGGAGCAUGGAGUGAUUUACUUUAGUUUGGGGACACAUGUGAAAAGUUCAGAUCGGAAUCCAGAGAGAAUUAGAAGCAUCUACAAUGUCUUUUCCAAAUUGAAACAAAAAGUUAUUUGGAAGUGGGAAAAUGAUAAGUAUCCCGGAAACGCCUCCAAUAUAUUUUACAAAAAGUGGCUUCCACAAGAUGAUAUCCUUGCUCAUCCCAAUCUUAGACUGUUCAUUUCGCACUGUGGUCUUGGGAGUGUGGUUGAGAGCAAAUAUCACGGAGUUCCAGUUCUAGCAAUUCCACUUUUUGGCGAUCAAUUUGGAAAUGCGAAAGGCAUGGUUGAUGAUGGAUUUGCAGUACAAGUAAAUUAUCAAGACUUGACGGAAGAAUCAUUUGGAGAAGCAGUGAGGGAAAUUCUGGAAAAUCCUGCAUAUCAGGAAAAGAUUCAGACCUUUUCUAAAUUGUACUGCGACAGACCGAUGUCGAUUCGAGACACUGCGGCUUAUUGGAUGGAGUAUGUUAUUAGGCACCGAGGAGCCAAACAUAUGCAGAGUCCUGCGGUUCAUAUGAAUACCUUAGCAUAUUUUGGGCUGGAUGUGUUCGCGAUUUUACUUGCAAUUGUUUAUAUUGUAUUCAAGACUCUGUCAAUUUGUUGUUGUACUUUGCUCUGUAGACGUGCAAAAAGCAAAGGCGCAGGAACACACAAGAAGAAGAAAGAGUAACGUAUUUUUCCUAAAUUUGCUAUAUGUUUUUUUCACUUAUUUAUGUAAUAAACCGAAGUACUGAAGAGUAUACUGAAUAAAGGUUGUUAUCGCUGA
Messenger RNA from Hermetia illucens (black soldier fly), 1843 nucleotides. RefSeq names its product UDP-glucosyltransferase 2-like. NCBI's taxonomy places the organism in Eukaryota, Metazoa, Arthropoda, Insecta, Diptera, Stratiomyidae. The record is from RefSeq and is a predicted model, not a curated record. The coding region runs from base 161 to 1747 and encodes 528 amino acids. The transcript is spliced from 3 exons. Gene Ontology annotation, molecular function: UDP-glycosyltransferase activity.